CUGUAUCGAAAGCCUCAACGAUUACAUGCAGCCGCUCUCGUUUGUAUCUAGGUGCAGCUAGAAGGAUCAAAUACCUUGGUUACCAAGUAAACACAAAGAGUUAAACAACUUCCGCUUGCAGAAGUAUCCUAGCGACGACAUCAGCACGAAGUCAACCCAUGUUGUUUGUCCUGAAUGGGCUCGCGUCUUCACCCAAUCAGAGUCAUCGCCCCUCCAGCGUGCUUCCGCGCCCCCAUGCCCCUGUUUGCCGAUACGAACCCCACGCAUUCGAGAUUGGUGCGACCUUCCUGCUUGAGCUUGCUGCUGAAUCAUCUUUUCUCGAAAGCCAAGUAAAACUUUUCUCUGGCACACGUCUGACAUUUAGAAAACACAGCCUUUGGAGCUGUUAUUUUAUUCCGAGAUUGCCCCUAAUAGUGGGAUAAUCUUCUAUAUUUCAUGAUGUCUUGUUGCAUGAAUAGAAACAUCAUAUGGAUAUUUUCAUGCACUCGUCCUUAUAGGGGCAUUUCCUACAUUCUGAGCUGGUAUCCAAGGUUUCCCUGCCGAGAACAUCAGACGAUGCUACGCCGCAUAUGUCUCUCAUUGUGUCGCACGAAGUCAUGCUCGCGAUAUUAUCUCUCGCGAACUACCCUUUUGGUAUUUCAAGGUCAUCUCUCACCAGAAUUCUUGCCCAGCGGUCAGCAUGUUCGGUGUCACGAAUAGGCCUCGAUGCAAGGCACAGGAGAAUUUUACUGCUUAUGGCAGAUAGCCUCAUGUCGUGUACACCAGAAGGAGAAGUUGCUUUUCUUCAAUCAAGGCAUAGAGCUGGAUCAGACCACUUGCUAUACCAUGGAAAGCACAAAAGUGGAGGCGAUUUUGAGGUGCUCAACAUUUCCUUUGUCAGGAUUGCAGUCCACAUCUCAGCUCUUGCGUCGAUGUAUAAGUAGGUAGACACAGGCUCGACUCACUCUCAAGAAACAAACUCUUGAGUUAGUCAAACCGAAUAUCACUUCAAGAUGAAGUUUCCCAAAGCCUUUCUCGUUUUGGGGAGUGCACUUCCUGCCUUCAUUGCAGCCGACCCAUCAAUUGUACUCCCAAGAGCUUUCAUCGUCCAGCUCGCACCAGCAAAUGACCUUGAAGCUCGAACACUUACUCCACGGGACCACAUCAAUAACUUCAAAAGAGAAACCACCUCAUUGGACUUCUCUGUCCGUCAUGAGUUCCAGCACCCCGAUGUCUUUCUCGGCCUCUCCAUCCAAGUCAACGGCAACGCAACCGAUGACGAAGUUGCCUCCCAGCUCCAGGACAUUGGAGGAGUCAUAUCUGUCUCCAGCGUCUACAAUGUCACACUCCCAGUCCAACCAGGCUUGAUCCCAGACACCGAGCCCUCCCUUCCAAACAAAAACCUUCGACUGAAGACAGCCGCGAAAGCAGCGGGAUCAGCAAACCUCGCCUCGACUCUCCAAAUGGGAGGAGUUGACAAAAUGCACCAGGCUGGCAUAAAGGGUAAAGGUAUCAAGAUCGGCAUCAUCGAUACGGGGAUUGAUUAUCGCCAUCCUGCGCUAGGUGCUGGUUUCGGUCCCGGCUUCAAAGUCGCAGGCGGGUACUCGUUUGUGUCUGAUUCUGGAGGUCUGGCAAAUGGUCCAGAUCCACUGGCGACUUGUUAUAAAGAUGGCCAUGGAACACAUGUUGCAGGAAUCAUCGGCAUGGAGCCAGUUCCUGGAAGCUUCGACAUCACGGGUGUCGCACCGGAAGCAUCAUUGUAUGCGUACCGAGUCUUCGACUGUGCAGGCUCAGCUGGAUCCGAUACCAUCCUCGCAGCUAUGUUGAAAGCAAACGAGGACGGUGUUGACAUGGUCAGCAUGUCUCUGUCAGUCGGUGCGGCUUCUUUCAGCGGUGCUAUCAAUCCACUCGCAGCUGUUACCAAGACUCUUACGGAUAACGGCGUUGCUGUCAUUGUUGCACAGUCGAACUCGGCGGGAUGGAGUCCAUAUUACUCGCCGCAACUGUACACUCAAUUGUGGCCGGGUACUGAACCUACUGCUAUCAGUGUGGGUUCGGUCGCCAACACUUUGUUUCCUCUUGUAUACUCCACAAAGGACUCGGCUGGACUGGAAUUCCAGUACGCUUCGAUGAAUCCUUUGUACUUUCCCGAUGGUACAGAUGUAUUUAUUGUGAACGAUGGAUGUUUCAGUGACAACUGGAUGUCAGCACUCGCUCAGGUCGAAAACAUCAACAACACAAUCUUCGCCUACGAAGUCUCUUCAUCAUGUCGACCAAUCGAGGUUGGGAACUGGAAUUCUGCUCCAGUACCACCGGCCUACAUCAUGGCUUUGAACACAGACACGACGAACCCGUAUGAAUCAGAGUACCAAUCGCCGUCACCGGGUAUCUUCGACACUACGAACUUCAUCAACAUGAAUUCAGCCGAUGCGAAAGCUUUGCUCGAGAACUUCGCUGCUAGUGGAGGGUACCAAAAGUACAAGCUCUUCUUCACCAGUCAGGACUUCACCAGUACCAAACAAGAGAGUGGAGGAAUGGUCGAUUAUUAUUCCAGCUUCGGUCCAACGUGGCAUGAGUACGAUCUCAAACCUCAGGUCUCAGCUCCAGGAGGGCAUAUUCUGUCCACUUGGCCACUAGGAUUCGGUGGAUAUGCGAUUCUUUCGGGAACAUCGAUGGCGGCACCAUACCUCGCUGGAUGUUACGCACUUGUCAAGUCUCAAUUCCCAGAUGAAUCAAUCCAGCAGAUCAGAAACAGACUUCAAUCAACCGCAAAGCCUAUGCCGUGGAUGUAUGAUCGUUCCAUGCUCUCUGCAACCCCUCAGCAAGGUGCGGGGUUGGUCAAUGUUUUCGAAGCCAUUUAUUCCAAGACGACUGUUUCUCCUGGCCAGCUCACACUGUUCACCUCAAAGACUGAAUACGACACUGCAAACAUCACGAUCGAAAACACCUCAGAUAACGAGAAGACGUAUACUCUGUCGCAUGAAGGCGCGGGGUAUAUGAAUUAUCGUUUGGAGUACCGGGAGAUAAACCAAAUUCCUCUGUUCGGAAACGCGAACUUCUCCUCGCCAACCGUCACAGUGCAACCUCAUCAAUCAACCACGGUAUCUGUUACAGUUUCUCCCCCAAAUGACGUGGUGCCAUCCAAAUUACCCGUCUUCGGCGGUUUCAUCAAGAUCACUUCUUCAUCUGAAGAGGAUUCGUACUCCGUCCCAUACGUCGGACCGCCUUACUCGCUUUUCAACACUCCGUACAUCUACACCGGAGGGAUAUCGACUCCAGCGAUAUACACGUACGAAGAAUCACAACUCGUGUAUGCCGAGAACUUGGUUGAGAUUGGUCUAUCCGACCGUUGGGGCGGGUCCAUCACAACUUUGCAAUGGUCACAGCAUGUACGGAUUGACUUGUUGCCGGCAAACACUUCCAUCGUCGCCGAUCAUUAUGGCUUUGAUGCCAAAUUUGAAUGGGAGUAUCAUCCUAGCGCUGCAAAACCUGGGGAGAAGGUGUUUGGGCAAGAAAGUUUCGGAACGCUGGUUGAUAAGCAAGGGUAUUUCUGGCCUGGUGGUGAAGGGACUACUGGAACUGGGACGGCCGUCCAGACAAGUGGGGGCAAGGUGGCUGUUGGUCAAGGUGACUAUAGAUGGUUUUUUGCGGUGUUGAGGUGGGGUGGGACGGUGGGGAAGAAGGAGGACUAUGAAACUUGGUUGGGGCCAGUGAUGAGGUUUACCAAUGGUACGGCAAGUGGCUGAGAAGAGUAAGGCAAGAUUGAGGAGUUGAAGUUCCGUAGUCGAAGGUCAGGCGUAGGAUCGCGACAGGUGUCGUGUUGGAAAUGCGGCUUGCCAUGGUUUUUGGGGGCCAGGCUUAACCUUGAUUUCAUCGUGGGUGGUUUGUUUUAUUUCUUGAGAAAAGUUUAUUCAUUCGUCGGGCCCCGAGAGAGGUUCAUCUGAAAAAGAUAUCAGUCUCGCAGAAAGGUCUGGCGUAGCCUCGAAUUUCUUGUCAAACGGCCACAUCGGUCUCCGAAUCCGGUGAUGUCCCAAUCUCUCGAUAUCCUGAUCCACACCCCCAGGAGUUAGACCCAACAUCCAAUCUGCUGCCAUAUCGUACAAUUCUGGCUCCAAAUACCCGAUCUUGACGAUCACGAUAUCUGCCGAUCGAGGCUUGAGAUUGAGUUCAGUGAAGUCACUCUCGUGAUGAUAUGGUUUCCGCAGCUUGGUGAGAAUCGCGAAGACGCUGCCGACUUGAAUGACCACUUCAACGACAGCAUCUUUGUCGCCAUGCUUGAUCGAAUGAACUCGUCCUUUCAUUGUCACUGGGCCUGCGUGGAGAUUGUCAAUCUCCGCUCCUGCAGUGACAGUAACUGUUGCUCCAAUACCAGCCUCCACUGCAACUCGAAUCGCUUCAGGUCCAGGAACACUCGCAUAAAUGACUUUUGGUCCCGUUUCAUUCUGUAAUUCAGGACGUGCAAGAAGUUUUGUGAGACCCCAAGACACAUCUCCAGAUCCGCCAGCUGUCGGAUUAUCUCCAGAAUCUGAUAUGAAGUAAGGAUGUUUUGCACCAGGACUUAAGGCAGCAUCAAGACACUUCUUGAACGAUCCGGUUGGAGCAACAAACUCGAAAUCUUUGUGUGCAGCCCAAAAUAUCUUCGCCAGUUUCUCAGCUCCUUUCGAGACGGCUUUCUCGUCCCAUCCGGUAGCCACGACAACAGCUCGAUUGCGUGGCUCAUCCGCCCAUGCAUAUCCCACCCAUAUCGCUGCAUCAAUGACACCGUCCAUUGCUUCCACACCAGGAACUGCUUCGUAGAUAUGCUUCGCUGGUUCUAGACGAGUCGAUGUCUGCUCGCCUGGAAGAAGGAUAGGAAUCGGCACCCACGCCUUGUACGGCCUCACAGGCCCGUCUUUCCGAUCCAACAAAUCCACCAAAUUCCGACAGGCCCGCUUCCUUGUCUCAACAACAUCAACAUGAGGAGCAGUCCGAUAACACGUGAUCAGAUCAGUCUGGUGUAAAAGCGCCCUGCUAACAUUCCCAUGAAGGUCCAUCGACGCGGAAACCAAGAUUUUCGGGCCAAUGACCUUCCUGAUCCUCCUUAACAGCUCAGCCUCGAUAUCAUCCAUACCCUCUACACACAUAGCACCGUGAAUAUCAAACCACAGCCCAUCCAAAGACAUGGCAUCCACAAUACGUGUAAGCCGCUCCACAAUCUCACCCGCAAGCUCCUCGAAUGCAGCUUUGGUUACCACACCACCCGGGAGAGCAUGCCCUAUCAGCGCGCCGUGCCAUUCUGCAGCAUCGCCAAGUGGCGUUCCUGGGCGGAUAAACGUGUGCUUGUCGAAGAUCUCGGAGCCGCGCUUGGGGUGGAAUGCUGGAGCGAGAGUCCGUGAGGGUGUGAAGGUUGAGGUCUCACAAGCAAGACCUGCGACUGCUAUGAUUGGUUUGCGUGUCAUUUUGUAUGGUCACGUAUUAUGUAGAGGAUAAGCCUGGUACUUGGAUAGAAGUUGGGAAUAUCCCACUCUUGUUACUGGAUGAAGUGGAUGGUUGAAUGAAGCUUUUGGCUUGCGGGAGGCGGGGAAGUGGCUUUCGCUUACGGAAGGUAUGUUUGCCCCUAUCACAACCCCACUCUUGUUAUUUAGCCGAUGAAGUAUAUGUAUAUAUAGAAAGUCCGCGGCGCUGAAUUUAUUCUGAG
This is a messenger RNA of Cadophora gregata, 5656 nucleotides long. RefSeq lists its product as uncharacterized. The transcript is spliced from 2 exons. The record is from RefSeq and is a predicted model, not a curated record. Gene Ontology annotation, molecular function: tripeptidyl-peptidase activity; serine-type endopeptidase activity. Bases 993 to 3725 code for a protein of 910 amino acids. Gene Ontology annotation, cellular component: cell wall; membrane; cytosol. Lineage: Eukaryota; Fungi; Ascomycota; Leotiomycetes; Helotiales; Ploettnerulaceae. Gene Ontology annotation, biological process: proteolysis.